This is a messenger RNA of Saccostrea echinata, 1577 nucleotides long. Its product is annotated as arylsulfatase B-like. The record is from RefSeq and is a predicted model, not a curated record. Lineage: Eukaryota; Metazoa; Mollusca; Bivalvia; Ostreida; Ostreidae. Bases 1 to 1446 code for a protein of 481 amino acids. The transcript has 14 exons.
AUGUCGACUACAAGCGAUCUGUUCUUUGUUAUUUUUCUCCUCCUUCCAUACCUCGUUUCUUCUUCUUCUCCGAAUAUCCUCUUCAUUGUGGCAGACGACUAUGGUUGGAAUGAUGUUGGUUUCCGGAAUCCUGACGUCAUAACUCCAAACAUUGACAAACUGGCGCACAGCGGUAUGAUCUUACAAUCCUCAUACGUCAUGCCCGUCUGUACGCCGUCAAGGAAUUCGUUCAUGUCUGGUCACUACGCCUUCAAGUCCGGCCUCCAGCAUCUUGCAAUCCUUCCAGAGCAGGCAACCUGCUCUCCCCUGAAUUACACUUUCUUACCACAGAAGCUGAAGGAACUGGGGUACACCACCCACGCCAUUGGAAAGUGGCACCUAGGAUUUUGUAAGUGGGAAUGCACCCCCACCUACAGAGGGUUUGACACGUUCUAUGGUUAUUACAAUGGCCAGGAGGACUAUUACAAGCUUAGCGUUGUUGGUGGUAAGGACUUCAGAGACAAUAAAACACCUGUUAAUGCCACGGGAGAGUACUCCGCGCACAUGUAUGCUCGGAGAGCUCAAUCAAUCAUCAUGAACCAUGACAUGUCUAAACCUAUGUACAUGUACCUACCGUUCCAGUCUGUACACGAACCUCUUCAGGUUCCGGCCCAAUACAGCGCCAUGUAUCCUAAUGUAAAAACACAGUCACGCAAGACCUACCUUGGCAUGGUUACGGCCAUGGAUGAAGCAAUAGGAAAUAUUACCAAUACACUGAAAGCUAAAGGGAUGUUCAACGAUACUCUGAUUAUAUUUACUGCAGAUAAUGGUGGUUGGACAACAUUUGCUGGAAAUAAUUAUCCAUUAAGGGGAGGUAAGGCAACGGUAUUUGAAGGAGGAACAAGAGCCACUGCCUUUAUAACGGGGGCUGGUAUACAGAAAACUAACUCUGUCUAUAAUGGGAUUAUACAUGCUGUAGAUUGGAUGCCAACAGUUCUCAGCGCAGCUGGAGGGACACCAGAUCCGAAUCUUGAUGGAAUCGACCAAUGGGACAGUCUAAGAACAGGGGGAGAGUCUAAACGAACCGAAUUUGUUUAUAACAUUGAUGAUCUAAAACCAGAGGUGUGCGGCCACGCUGCUAUAAGAAUGGGGGAUUACAAAUUAAUAGAUGGCUAUCCAGGGCUCUACCAGGGCUGGUACAAGCCAGAUGAAGUGGUUAAGGACAAUUAUAAUGAUGCACCAGUUAAUGCUACACUUCCUUUUGUAGACAAGAUGAUGCUUUUUAAUUUAAAAGAGGAUCCAAAUGAACACGUUGAUUUAUCCAAGAAGCUUCCAGAUGUGGUAUUGAAACUAAAAUCGAGGCUUGACUAUUAUCACAAGCUAAUUGUCCCAGCAAAUUUUCCUUCCAAUUCUAAAUCUGCUGCUCCAAAGAAUUAUGGCGGGUUUUGGACACCAGGGUGGUGCUAAAAAUAAAGACAUUUUAUAAAAAUUCGCACUUAGUUAUAAUGGAAGAUUUUUCCGUUGUUGCUUUCAUACGUUCAAUAAACUGUACUGUUAUUUAUCUUUUUUAAAAGAAAUAAAUAUGUAAUGAAUUUACA